AUGGGGGAAGCCCGUUCCACCUUCUUCGACAGGGUUGUGAUGAUUUUGGAAGCACAUCAUGCCUGCCUCCCUCUUCAGGACUUGGCGCUGUCCUUGUGGGCGCUUGCCGUUGCCGGGUAUGAUUCUCUGGCUCUGUUUCCCGGGUUUGGCACGGCAGACAGAGCAUCCACACAGGAAGGCAAGGAGGGAGCGGGGGAGGGUGGUUGGACGAGAGAGAGGCAGGAGGAGCUCCAUGCCAUGCGUCCUAGCGAGGAGGUUAAGUUGCUAUGGGCCAUGGGAAAACUCUUGCCCGCAAAUGUCUGCAGCCCUCCCGUUGACGGUUCCUCCCGGGAAAGAAGUCUGAGGGAGGAGGUGGUGGAGGCUCUUAUUUGGGACCUGGGGCCCAAGCUCGCCACCUUUUCCUCACAGGACAUGAUCCUGACGCUUUCCGCCAUUGCUAGACUGUAUGGACCCUCUGCUUGUGUCUCGUCGUCUACGAAGAAGCUCCUGGAGCACCUGUGCAAUUUGAUGCCAGGAUGGCUGCCGUCACUCACGGACCUGGCACUUGCCCAGUUGUUGUGCAUCUACGCCCGCCUUCAUUAUCCAGUUGACGGGAUAUGGGACACUCUCAAAGAGGAAGUCGAGCGUCGUCUGAAGGCAUCAUUGGAUCUUGCUGAAAAGGGAGCAAGGAGUGAGGAUAGGGAGGAAGAAAGAGAUAGUUUGUUUCACCUGGCCCGUUGCCAGGCGUUGUUGGGGAUGUGGAAACGCGCGGGGAUCGGAAGUCCUUGA
Nannochloropsis gaditana CCMP526 is the source of this 768-nucleotide messenger RNA. RefSeq lists its product as uncharacterized. Bases 1 to 768 code for a protein of 255 amino acids. The record is from RefSeq and is a predicted model, not a curated record. The transcript has a single exon.